AUGCAUCGUUUCUCGACUCUUCUUUUGAUCACCUGCUUGGCUAUUCUAAUUGCAUUUGCAGCCUGUCGAAAACAUCGAUACAGAUCAGAUUGGGAAAAUUCUGAAAUGGAACAAUCGUGGCGAUCGCGAAGGUAUGGGAAUCGAGUUAUCGGAGCUGGGAGAUAUUCUAGACUGCGGCAUGAGAGACAUCGUAACCGACGGCGAACAACAGUUUCUACUACCAAAUCUACAACAGUAGCUACCUAUCGAUCAACAUCCCAAAAAGCAAUACCUUCCACUCCGAUUCUGGCCAAUCAAACAACUGCGAAUCCAUCAUCGAUCAUGAUCGAUUCUUCUGUACUACAGAUGUCAACAACACAAUCUCCAUCAAUCACAUUGAACUAA
Messenger RNA from Rotaria socialis, 384 nucleotides. Lineage: Eukaryota; Metazoa; Rotifera; Eurotatoria; Philodinida; Philodinidae. The record is from the annotation of a GenBank genome assembly.